AACCAACAGCAGCAGCAGCACAACCAACAGCAGCAGCAGCACAACCAACAGCAGCAGCAGCACAACCAGCAGCAGCAGCAGCAGCAGCACAACCAGCAGCAGCAGCAGCAGCAGCAGCAGCAGCAAAUGAGGUUUCUGAUCCCCACAGAGGAAUUGGGGGGACGAGCGACUGAACUGUCUGUACACUCCAGACACCCAGUCAGUGCAGCAGCAGCUGCAGCAGCAGCGGUAGCAGCAGCAGCAGCAGCAGUAGCAGCAGCAACACCAGAAGCAGCAGCAACACCAGCAGCAGCAGCAACACCAGCAGCAGCAGCAACACAAGCCGGAACACCAGCAGCAGCAGCAACUCCAGCAGCAGCAGCAGCAGCAGCACCUGACCAGCAGUGGCAGCAGCAACACACGCAGCAGCAGAAGCAGCAGCAGCAGCAGCAGUUGCAGCAGCAUUUAUGGCUGGAAGUUUCAAAAUUAAGGGGUUUAGGGUUUGGAUGCUGCCUCUCGUGUGGGGGCCCCCCCUCCGAGGGGCCCUUUGCGGCUCCGCAGCAGCAGCAGCAGCAACAGCAGCAGCAGCAGCAGCAGCAGCAGUUCCUGCUGCCUCCUGCCGCCUUUUCUGCUCCGCAGCAGCAGCAGCAGCAGCAACAGCAGCAGCAGCAGCAGCUCCUGCUGCCUCCUGCCGCCGUUUCUGCUCCGCAGCAGCAGCUUCCCCUCACUCCUCCCCAGCAGCAGCAGCAGCAGCAGCAGGCAAUCCCCCAGCAGCAGCAGCAGCAGCAGCAGCAGCAGCAGCAGGAAGCAGCAGCUUGUCGCCUGCUGCAGCAGCAGCUCUGGGCGUAA
Messenger RNA from Eimeria necatrix, 828 nucleotides. RefSeq lists its product as hypothetical. Lineage: Eukaryota; Apicomplexa; Conoidasida; Eucoccidiorida; Eimeriidae. The record is from RefSeq and is a predicted model, not a curated record. The transcript is spliced from 3 exons. The annotation marks the transcript as partial.